GGAGAGGAGGAGGAGGAUGUGGACAAGGAGGACGACGAGGAUAGCAAGGACGACGAGGAGGAGUCGUCGAGAUGGGGGAGGAGAAGAGAUGGACGGAGGGAAAAGAGGAAGGGCAGGAGGAGGAGGACAAGUGGGAGGAGGAGGAGGCACGGAUGGCGAGGAAGGGGGGACACGAGGAAGGGGUGGACACGAAGAAGGGAAGGAGACGAGGAGGCAUGGAAGAUGAGCAAGUACGAGGAGGAGGAGGAGACAAGGAGGAGGAGGAAGGGCAGGAGGAGGAGGACAAGUGGGAGGAGGAGGAGGCACGGAUGGCGAGGAAGGGGGGACACGAGGAAGGGGUGGACACGAAGAAGGGAAGGAGACGAGGAGGCAUGGAAGAUGAGCAAGUACGAGGAGGAGGAGGAGACAAGGAGGAGGAGGAAGGGCAGGAGGAGGAGGACAAGUGGGAGGAGGAGGAGGCACGGAUGGCGAGGAAGGGGGGACACGAGGAAGGGGUGGACACGAAGAAGGGAAGGAGACGAGGAGGCAUGGAAGAUGAGCAAGUACGAGGAGGAGGAGGAGACAAGGAGGAGGAGGAAGGGCAGGAGGAGGAGGACAAGUGGGAGGAGGAGGAGGCACGGAUGGCGAGGAAGGGGGGACACGAGGAAGGGGUGGACACGAAGAAGGGAAGGAGACGAGGAGGCAUGGAAGAUGAGCAAGUACGAGGAGGAGGAGGAGACAAGGAGGAGGAGGAAGGGCAGGAGGAGGAGGACAAGUGGGAGGAGGAGGAGGCACGGAUGGCGAGGAAGGGGGGACACGAGGAAGGGGUGGACACGAAGAAGGGAAGGAGACGAGGAGGCAUGGAAGAUGAGCAAGUACGAGGAGGAGGAGGAGACAAGGAGGAGGAGGAAGGGCAGGAGGAGGAGGACAAGUGGGAGGAGGAGGAGGCACGGAUGGCGAGGAAGGGGGGACACGAGGAAGGGGUGGACACGAAGAAGGGAAGGAGACGAGGAGGCAUGGAAGAUGAGCAAGUACGAGGAGGAGGAGGAGACAAGGAGGAGGAGGAAGGGCAGGAGGAGGAGGACAAGUGGGAGGAGGAGGAGGCACGGAUGGCGAGGAAGGGGGGACACGAGGAAGGGGUGGACACGAAGAAGGGAAGGAGACGAGGAGGCAUGGAAGAUGAGCAAGUACGAGGAGGAGGAGGAGACAAGGAGGAGGAGGAAGGGCAGGAGGAGGAGGACAAGUGGGAGGAGGAGGAGGCACGGAUGGCGAGGAAGGGGGGACACGAGGAAGGGGUGGACACGAAGAAGGGAAGGAGACGAGGAGGCAUGGAAGAUGAGCAAGUACGAGGAGGAGGAGGAGACAAGGAGGAGGAGGAAGGGCAGGAGGAGGAGGACAAGUGGGAGGAGGAGGAGGCACGGAUGGCGAGGAAGGGGGGACACGAGGAAGGGGUGGACACGAAGAAGGGAAGGAGACGAGGAGGCAUGGAAGAUGAGCAAGUACGAGGAGGAGGAGGAGACAAGGAGGAGGAGGAAGGGCAGGAGGAGGAGGACAAGUGGGAGGAGGAGGAGGCACGGAUGGCGAGGAAGGGGGGACACGAGGAAGGGGUGGACACGAAGAAGGGAAGGAGACGAGGAGGCAUGGAAGAUGAGCAAGUACGAGGAGGAGGAGGAGACAAGGAGGAGGAGGAAGGGCAGGAGGAGGAGGACAAGUGGGAGGAGGAGGAGGCACGGAUGGCGAGGAAGGGGGGACACGAGGAAGGGGUGGACACGAAGAAGGGAAGGAGACGAGGAGGCAUGGAAGAUGAGCAAGUACGAGGAGGAGGAGGAGACAAGGAGGAGGAGGAAGGGCAGGAGGAGGAGGACAAGUGGGAGGAGGAGGAGGCACGGAUGGCGAGGAAGGGGGGACACGAGGAAGGGGUGGACACGAAGAAGGGAAGGAGACGAGGAGGCAUGGAAGAUGAGCAAGUACGAGGAGGAGGAGGAGACAAGGAGGAGGAGGAAGGGCAGGAGGAGGAGGACAAGUGGGAGGAGGAGGAGGCACGGAUGGCGAGGAAGGGGGGACACGAGGAAGGGGUGGACACGAAGAAGGGAAGGAGACGAGGAGGCAUGGAAGAUGAGCAAGUACGAGGAGGAGGAGGAGACAAGGAGGAGGAGGAAGGGCAGGAGGAGGAGGACAAACAGGAGGAGGACAAGUCGGAGGAGACGAAAAGGAGAAGGGAGGAGAAGACAUGGAUGAUGAGGAAGGGGAGGAGGAGCAAGGUGAGGCAGUACUCCUCAGUUACAGGGCAUGGUGGUGCAAGAUCGGGCAGUAUGGUCCCGGCUGGAAACGGGGAGUCAGCGACAGCACUAGGGGUGGGGAUGGACUAUUGGCCCCACAGCACGGCAUCAAGCACAGCAGCUGGCGUUACGUCAACAAAAUCGACGACGGUGGCGAAGCGUGGUGUUACUACAGGGGCGGUUGUGCCGAUCCCACCACCUCCUCCGCCUCUACCUCCUCCUGUCACUUCAUCAAUGACAUCACUUGUGCCGGCCACGCCUCCUGAAGGACUUCAAGAGCUGUGGUACCAGCAGGAUGAGCGAGAAGUCAAGCGACAACGGAGGAAGCAGUCCAACCGAGAGUCCGCAAGAAGAUCCCGACUGAGGAAACAGGCGGAGUGCGAGGAGCUGGGGGCGAGAGUCGACACAUUGACUAGUGAAAACAUGACUUUACGAAACGAGCUCGCCCGUGUGCAUGACGAGUGCAAGAAGCUCACUGCAGAUAAUGCCGCGUUAAAGGAUGAGUUGUGCUACCUGAGGGAGGACCGGUCGUGCGCGGAGAAUGGGAAAGGGGAGCGUAUCCAGCAGCAGCAGGCGACACGUGCGAACGCCGGCGGGGAACUGUGGAAAAGGUCCCUCCACUUGAGAAAAGAGGUAAUGACUUUACCAGACUCCGCCGUGAAUGGUGCCGCUUUGGGAUCGUCUGCGGACAGAGUGACAGAUGCGUCCAAUGGAGGGAGGGGGAUGAGCGUCGACGGUGCAGCGGUUGCAGCAUCAAGCCCUAGAGGGCUGGAGAGGGAGAGGGAGAGAGAGAGAGGUGGGGGGAGCAACAGGCGUAGGUCGAGAAGCCCAAGCCGGAAUGGGUUAAGUCAUCAUCAUAAUGGCAAUGGCUCUGGAAGCAGACGGAUAAAUUCUCAGGGAAAGGGAUCGGGAGGAGGCAAAACGUACGAUGAAGAGGGAGAAGGAGGGGGGGGAGGAGGAGGAGGAGGAGGAGGAGGAGGAGGUUACGCUGAUCAGGGUAGGAAAUCGCCGAGAGGACCAGCACUUGGCCUUGGAUUUGGAACCGGAGCAGAUACGGGUGCCGCUGGCAUUUCCGCACUAGAUACACUCUAGAUAGUUAGCGAGUACUACCGGUUAAGACCACGUGAUAAAUGGCACCCGCAUCU
This is a messenger RNA of Chara braunii, 3403 nucleotides long. NCBI's taxonomy places the organism in Eukaryota, Viridiplantae, Streptophyta, Charophyceae, Charales, Characeae. The record is from the annotation of a GenBank genome assembly.